Molecule: messenger RNA, 1596 nt
Organism: Colias croceus (clouded yellow)
Lineage: Eukaryota; Metazoa; Arthropoda; Insecta; Lepidoptera; Pieridae
Product: coiled-coil domain-containing protein 63-like
Exons: 10
Coding region: 6-1472 (488 amino acids)
Source: RefSeq, a predicted model, not a curated record
UCAAAAUGUCCGGACCAAGCGAUGAUAUGGAGAUGGAGAAAAUGGCGGAAGACGAAUUAUCUAAACUACAAAGACAGUUUAGGGUUAUGGAGGUCGACCGUGCUAAUGUAAUGAGCAGUGUGAAGCCUACCCUUAGAGUGCAAAGGAACAUUAUACAGUCGCUGACCGCCGAUCUAGAUAAAAUCAUGAUGCAGCUAAAGUUGACGAAAAGCACAUCGAACGUUCUGGAGAAUGCAAAAACGCGGGAAAAGCUGCUGUCACUUUUGAAGGAUCACGAGAUACACUUUUCGGAGGUUAAGGAAUAUCGCGCCAAUAUCAAUGAAUUGGACUUCCUUUUGAAGCAAGUGCAGAAGGAAAUUAAGAAGUUGAGGUCGAAAGGAUCGGAGAAGGCAUAUGACACAGUAAACAAUGAGACCAUAGUGAGCCAACUAGAAAACCGUCUCAAUACAGCCAUGACGAAGUUCAAUUCUGUUAACAGCGAAAACUAUAGUAUGCGCCUGCACAUUGACCGGUUAUUGUGCGAUCGGCAGUUCUUCAACACAGUCUGGAAGGGCCAAGUCCGUCGCCUUGUAGAGGGCAAAGCCCUAGUGCUCGAGCUGGUGGAGGGCACCAUAUCCACAUAUGAGCAGCGUGAAGAGUGGUGUGCUAAACUGGAAGCGUUGAAGGAAAAGGCAGCUGUGGACUAUCGGAGGCACUGUUUGGAAGUCCGUGAACUCCACCGUCAGCUCGAAUACAGCGCGAAACUAGAGCAAUUCCUCCGCAGCAAGGGUGCUUUGCGUCGGCCCGCGGGCGACAGACGAGCAGCUGCCAAGCGGGCGAGGGAUAGGGACCUAAGGAGGGCUGCCUACUGCGGGUACUGUAGCAUACUGGACGGGCUGAAGGAGUACAUGCAAGAAGAUGACGUCGACAAACUGAUAUUAGAGUUCACGCGACGCGAGGAGGAGAAUUACGCGUUGUUCAACUACAUAAACGAAGUUAACACUGAACUUAAGAACUUGAGCGACAAUGUCAAGUCUCUUAGAGCGAAUAUUGAGGAGGAACACACGAAACACCAAGCCAAAUUGCACAAACAGCAAGUCAGUAUCGAUUCCCUUCGGAACACACUCGCUGAGAAACAAAAGACUCGACAGGAAAUGCGGGACUCGUGUGAAAAGACUCGUUCCGUUCUCGAUACGUUGUUGCAGCAAGUUCAUUCACUAGCCAGUUCAUCAGAAUGUGAAUCACUCCCGCUGCUCAAGCUCCUCGGCCAGAACUUGAACAUCAACGUCACCAACGCGAGACUGUUCAUUAAGAGCUUGGAGAAGAAGAUCACGGAAAUCGUCGAGGUCAUCAAGUUUGAAGAGAAAUUCCUUGAGAACAGUGCUCGGGCCCCAGCCGGCAAGCGGUCCCGCGGGCCCCGCACACCGCGGCCGCUACACACUGCACACACACCUCGACGUGCUCAUCCCACACAAACACGUCUUACAACGUAGUCACGUUACACCUUCAAAAAAUCACUUAACAUAUUAUACACUAGCUUUCCGCCGGCGGCUCCGCCCGCGGUUUCAAAGAAAAACUCGCAUAGUUCCCGUUCUCGUGGAAUUUCCGGGAUAGAAC